GGUUGUUAGUGUUAUUACUAUCGCAAUUUUAGUCACGGUGAUGACGUUUGAAUUAACGCAUGCGCGUUCGCGCACUUUGCAUUUUGCGCGGUUUUUUUGACAUCUAGGCAAAGUGAAAACUCUUUUUUGAACAAUUACCGUUUGUUAAGGGUAACGUGAAAUUAAAGAAUACUGAUUUGUAUAUUACAUUUUCUCCAAAUAUCCUCAAAGUUUUUAUUAUUGAAAAUGCAAUAAGCUAAUUAAUUAAUUAAUUAAUGUUAAAUAAUUAUAGUUUCCGUGAAAUGCUAUGAAUGAAGCAUUGGUGCAUGACGUUUGUCACAUACUUAGACGAUUAUUUAAUCCUUGACCAAUCGAGUAGUCCUGACGACUAACCUAAUCGACACGGCGAUUUAGUAAUAGUUACUAUGUCCAUUACAUUACGACACUAAGCCUUCGCACCCGUGUUAGACAUGGUCAGUUAUAAUUAAACGAGCAACAAAUAUCGUCGUAUUAGAAAAAGUUAUCACGAAGAUUGUGUCGAAUCUGUGCAAGUAAAAAAAAAAAAUUAAUACUCGAAUAGAAUUCGAAGUUUGAAAACAAGGCGCUCGUUUAAAAUUUGUACGAAGUUGGUGUUCACUUUUAUAUUGAACAAUGGAGAUUGUAAAAAUUUUUUACGUGUGGACUGUGUUAACAUUUUUAAUAUUGCAAAGUGUGCUGGUUGGCACAGAACAGAGUGCGUUCGAAUUACCUGUGCAAUUAGUCGGUUUCCCGUUUAUCAUUAUGGCUGUGAGAGUGACGAAUUUUAUCAAGAAAUUGUCGUACGCCCUUAGUCCAGCCACAUACCGCUCCAGAAAGCGUCGCGAGCUGACAUUCGCAAGCGAUCCAGAAACAUUUGACGUUCAGGAAGUGGAAAAAUACAUAGUCGGUGAAUUCGGCACACGGGCCUGUGUGUUCGAGCGUGUGUGUGCACACUACGCUAAGAGGGCUAGGGCACAGCCUAAACCGCAAAUGGACUGGCCUGAUGUAUUUAGCCAAUACAAACGUUCACCAGAUCAAGCGAAGGAGUUGUAUCUUCUUAGCGUAUUUCUUGGUGACAUAGUGGGCUCUCCACAGCUGUGUCACCAGCUGGGCAAACGCAGGGGCUGCGACGAUUCCUUGUUGAGAUAAUACAAAACUUUUAAAUGUCUUUUUUCAUAUUUUAAUAGCAUUCAAUGUGUACAACGUUUUUAAUUAUAAGAGAAAUGUAAUGAUUAGAAGAACUAUGACCUGAACCACAACCUGUUACCAAUAAUGUAAGACCUAUUAAAUAAAGAUUUAUUAUAAUUAUUAAUACUAUCUUGGGGAUUUCACUUUAGGGAUCGUAGGUAACCGAGUGGUAAGGCCACGUCCCGUUAUGAUAAGACAUAGAUUUGAAUCCCGCCCCAUAAGUGUUUUUUUUUAAUUUUCUAUUUACCUUUACAAACAUAUUACGAACACUUUAAACUGUUUUAUUUUGUACGUUUGAGUGUUUAUUAGUGAUUUCAUAAAGGAUUUUUUUAAGGGUGUGUGAUUAAUAAGGUGGUAGUUUAAAAAGAAAAUAUUAUUCAUAAAUCUUCAAAAAGUUUACAUGUAUAAAAGUUUUGUAUGGGACAUGAAAUAAGUAGCCUAUUCAAAGCCGAUCAAGUACAAUUUAACCUAUUUCUUUACUAUACUAUCCAAAUUAAAAUAUUAACUGUCGAAUGAAAAAACUUAUUGUAAAUAUGUUAAUAUGAAAUUAAUUUUUAAAACAUCGCUGCGUUAAAACUGUUAUAUUUUUAAUAGUUUUGAUGAUCGUAUCUUUCCUAGCCGGUGAGGUUUUAUUCCGAAAAUAUUAAAAUGGCUCGUACUGACGGAUCUCGCGUCUAUUUAACCCUUAGGUAUGGUAUGGUAUGGUUUUUAAUUAUAAUAGAGAGGCUAAGAAAUUUUUAACUAUUAAAACUAUGUAGGUGAAAAGAAAUAAAUAAAUAGGUUGUUUGUGGAUUUUGUGUUUUGUAUUUGGUGCUUUUAAAAUUAUUUGGUUAUGUAUAUUGUACGUUAUUGUAGAAGUAUGUAUAUAUAAGUAGAAAAGUAGUUUUUAUGUAUUUAGAAUUAGGCAAUAAAAAGUUACCACGUCAAUAAAUGUGAUGUAUGAUUAAGUUAAACGGUUGUAAAUAAGCACAAUUGUUAUAUAUCAUUAAUCAAGAUAAAUUUAAAAUGUAUACGACCAGUUUCACAACUUGCUCUUCUUUAUAUUUUUUCGGUGUAUUUUUUAAUACAUUAUUUGUGUUUUUAACUGUUAUUCUUAGAAGUUGUGAAACCGGCAGUUGAUAUGUUUACCUUAAGAUAGUAAAGAAAUUGUUAACUUGUAAAUUAUUUUUAUUGUUUACUAAAUAAUUAUUUUAUAAAUUUCAGAGAUACCCAAUUAGAUAGAAAAUGUGUUCACUUAAUAUAUAUAGAGAAAUUAAUCUUUGUUGUUUUAUAAUCAUUACAUAAAAUAAUAAUAUUAUAACUGUAAAAUAAAAACAUUGUUUAUUAUUAAUAUAUUUGACACAUAACGUAGCAUAAUAUACACGUUUUUAUAUAAGUUUUUAUAUUAAUCGCGCGCAUCAUAAGUUACCUACUUUGCGAUAUGAUAUUUGUUAUUAUAAGCUGUUUAGUUAUUUUAUAAUAACCGAUACAGGAAUUAUUAUUAGAUAAGUGUACUGUAAAAUCUCGUGAAUUCUUCCUCUUAGUUGCCAGUUUAUGCAGUAAUAUUGGAUCUUAUUUUGUUAUUAUGGCUGCGGGAUUUAUAAAAUUCAACCCUUGGUGAAAUGUUUACUAAUAAACUGGAUUAUUUUCAA
Molecule: messenger RNA, 2816 nt
Organism: Zerene cesonia (dogface butterfly)
Lineage: Eukaryota; Metazoa; Arthropoda; Insecta; Lepidoptera; Pieridae
Exons: 3
Coding region: 631-1146 (171 amino acids)
Source: RefSeq, a predicted model, not a curated record